CCCCUUCAGACAGAGCAGUGUGAGCCGCCAGUUAAGACACACACACCCACACUAACAGGCACACAGACAUAGACAUACAGGCAGGCGCGCACAGCACACGUCGUGCCUACAGCAGAGCAACUUUGUGCACUGGAGCUUCACGGAGACACAAACUGGUCUGCAUAUACAGAUACAUAUCUAGCGUUUUAAGCGGACAAGAGGACAGCGUGGAAGUGAGGGACAGAGAGGAGAGGAGCAAGCAUCUAAAUGGCCAACAUUGUGACGUCGGUGUGCUACGUGGUGCUCGCAGCUGUGGUGGUGGUGUAUGCCCAGCGACGUGGCCAGCAAGGAGGCAGGAUUCAGUAUGGGAGGAUCGACAGCAAUGUGACAAUGCAGUGUGGCUCUCUGGACAAUGACGCCUCAGUGACGUGGAAGGUGAACGGGACAGAUGUGAAGGCCAAGCGGAGGGAGGAAGGGCCACGACUUAUCCUCCUGGAGGUGGACAUGAGUAACAACGGCCUUUACAGCUGUUUCCAGAAUCCUGAUGGCCAAAGGCGAGACCAGAUCACGCUUCGCAUCGGACUUCCUCCGAGGGAACCGCAGGUGACGUGCCGAUCAAACACGUACCCCAAGGGCUUCUACUGCAGUUGGCACCUCUUGCAUCCCACAUACAUCCCUACUGAAUUUGAAGUCGACGUCCAACACAACCAGAAGUCUCUAGAAGUGAAGAGGGACGACAUCCAUAAGAACAGAUGCCAUGUGAAGUUUCCUGAGCUCUUCUCUAGUUAUCCUUACCAAGUCAACGUCACAGCAAUCAACGAGCUCGGGAGAGCAUCCACGGCAAUCAGCUUCGAGGAGUCCAACAUGGUGAAACCAGAUCCUCCAGAGAAGGUGGUGGCCAGACCCAUUACUUACAACGCACGCAGGCUUGAGGUGACCUGGAACGGCCCGUCCACAUGGCCAGAUAUCGAAUCAUUCCCUCUGAAGUACUUCCUGCGUUAUCGUCCGCUGAUCAGAGACCAGUGGCAGCAUGUGGAGCUCUCAGACAGCACCUCCCACACCAUCACAGACGCUUACGUGGGGAAGGAGUACAUCAUCCAGGUGGCUGCUAAGGACAUGGAGAUCGGCACCUGGAGCGACUGGAGCGUGGCUGUGCAUGCAACACCCUGGACAGAGGAACCCAAACCUAUCACUUCCACCACGGAGGUAGACUUGCCCAUAGAGACCACUCCAUCUGCUGCCCCACCAUCACCUAGACCCAGAGUGGGUGUCGCUACAGGAGGUUGCAGUGCCCUCCUCUGCUCAUCCCAUAUCCUCCUGGCGUGUGUCCUGCUGUCCAUGAUGUGAUGCUUAUAAUUCAUUCCUGUGGAAAGUCUUCUAGUUCUAUUUUGCACAUCUAAAUGGAUUUCGUGCAUUGAUAAUUUAAUUCAAGUUUUUUUUCUCUCACAAAAAGAAAAAAAUAGUAAGAUUAAUAAAUGAUGACAUUAAGAAUGGAAGGGGAAAAAGAACUGAAAUGCAUCACGGGCAGCGCGGCUGAAGGUGGAGUGAGCGCAGACACGGUACUCUGAACCCCAGGGAAGCUAAACAUAUGGGGUCACAUGAGUCAACAGGCUUCUGUCUCACAGCAGCACAACAAUGAAAAUGAAAAACAAACAGAGCAUCCUUCCUUCUUUCCCCUUUGACUUUUUUUUUUUUAACAAAUCAGAGCCUUUUUUUGAUGUUUUGCACACACUGGAGACAGUGGUACAAGCUCAACCUUUGUGUGUCAUGAAAUUCAGCAGCAUACAGCUAACUGGUCAUGCCAAAGACGUGGAGAUUUCUCUUUCCCACGAUCCUUAGCUUCCCCAAGCCUGUGUCUCUGCGAGGGACUGGAAGCUGCGGCGCUCAAUCUCCAUCCAGCAAACUGGAGCUUCAUAGACUGAGGACUAACAAACUUAGAAUGAAGGUCAUCAUUUUGAUUGAUUUUCUCUUUACAGCAUUUAGCUUUCUUUCUUACUUACUUUCUUUCUUUCUUUCUUUUUUCUUUCUUUUUUUUAUUUUUCUUUAUUGUAAUUGGCCCUUGAUAAUGAGAGGCUGAAAGACAGACGCUUACACACACACACACACACACACACACACACACACACACACACACACACACACACACACACACACACACACACAAUAAAAACAGUGUCUUACUUCAUGGUGGUGUACUGGACUGAAAUUUUUAAAUGGAAUAAUCAUGAAUUGUAUCUGAUCAAUCAGUUUAUUAGUUCUAUGUAGAACCACUUUUAUCACUUAAGUCCAUAUGCCUUUUUUUUGUCAGACUUUAAUAGCCAAUGUCCAAAUUUUCUGUUUCUUUAUUCAAGGAAUAUUGUUGUGAUUUUAUCUUUUUUUUUUUUUUGGUGUUUGUUUGUUUGUUUAUUACGCAACAUACAUAUAGCAUCUUAGUUUAUUUUCUCAUUGACAAUUGCUUAAUUCUCCACGAUCAUAUUUUGUAAACUACGAUAUGUAUCUUUAACAUGAAAAAAAAAAUACUUUAUUAUUUAAUAAUGUAUGUAUUAGCCUUAGAUUCUUGUAACCUGUAUCUGGGUUCUUUUUAUAGAUGUAUAUAAAACAAGAGGUUCUUCAUUAAAUGUGACCAUUUCACAAUGAGUUGGACCGAUCGAUCA
Tachysurus fulvidraco (yellow catfish) is the source of this 2633-nucleotide messenger RNA. It is a transcript of the gene cntfr, whose product is annotated as ciliary neurotrophic factor receptor. NCBI's taxonomy places the organism in Eukaryota, Metazoa, Chordata, Actinopteri, Siluriformes, Bagridae. The record is from RefSeq and is a predicted model, not a curated record. Gene Ontology annotation, cellular component: membrane; external side of plasma membrane. Gene Ontology annotation, molecular function: cytokine receptor activity; protein binding. Gene Ontology annotation, biological process: cytokine-mediated signaling pathway. The transcript has 9 exons. The coding region runs from base 247 to 1326 and encodes 359 amino acids.